AUGUCAAAAGGGAAAGGUUUCUGCUAUUAUUACUGUCUUCUCAUAUCAAUCUUUGGGUGUCUAUUUUUGGUGAAAAUUAUUUAGACUUACAUAGCUUUACUUUGUGCUUUCGAUGUAAAGGAGCUUGAUGUUGAAGAUAAAACAGAAUACACAGGAACAGUAUUUAUUUCUGCUGGUGUUUAUGAAGUCAUCUUAGGUAUUUUGAUUGUUUAUGGAAUUAUUACUUCUAGGCGCGGAGGGCUCCAAGUUAAAUGACCGUGUACUUUUGAUAUAAGAAAUAUCCAGGGAAAUUUGUUCCAAAUCUUUAGGAUGAUGAGGCGUGUCCAAAGAAGUUAAAUUUCGACAAAAUUGCACACUAUUUAUGAAUUUGAUGAAAUGCACGCUAUAAAAAUAAAUUAUAAUUGGCCUACAUCUGCGCGGAGGAAAUGUUUCAGGGAAUGGAUAUCAGCGUAUGGAAGAUCAAAAGUAG
Messenger RNA from Blepharisma stoltei, 469 nucleotides. The record is from the annotation of a GenBank genome assembly. Lineage: Eukaryota; Ciliophora; Heterotrichea; Heterotrichida; Blepharismidae.